Messenger RNA from Trypanosoma rangeli, 525 nucleotides. Its product is annotated as putative ABC transporter. The record is from RefSeq and is a predicted model, not a curated record. The transcript has a single exon. Lineage: Eukaryota; Euglenozoa; Kinetoplastea; Trypanosomatida; Trypanosomatidae. Bases 1 to 525 code for a protein of 174 amino acids.
AUGUGGGAAAUCAUGGGGAUUGUGGGGCUGCUGCAAGCCGGUGCCACAGUUAUGACGGUGUUCUGCCUUCUCCCACCAACGUCGUUCUCCAUCACGUUGGGGAUCCUCUUUUGUUACGAGCUCAUGGAUGGGUUGACGCUGAGAGACGUUUGCUUUGACUUUGACGGCCCCAACAUGGGUCUUGUCCUUGGCAUCACAGUGCCAGACUUUUUUUUAUACCUGCUCCUGACGGCGUACGUCGAGGCGGUGACGCUACAUGAAAGCGGCACGCCUAAGCACCCGCUGUUUUUUGUCAUUGACCCCUGGAGACGCUGCAGGGGCCGUGUUUGGCAGUGGGGCGGAUGGGCGGGACCCGAAUGGCACCUACGAGGAGAUGGGGGCAUCUGUGAAGUACGCCCUUCAGAUCAAAAGACUACGUCGGGAAUACGGGCGCGGUCGACGGAACCUUCUGGCCGUCAACAACCUCUGCCUGAAGAUGCUGGAGAAUUGCAUCUCCGUUCUGCGUGGCUGCAAUGGCGCGGGUAG